UCUUCUUCUCCACAUCCUAUUUAAACAACAUCAACAACAACAACAACAACAACAAAAACAACAACUUUCUCUUUGAUCACUACUUUCUUCUUAUAUUUUUCUUAAUUUAUUAUCACUUUCAAAGUCCUCUGGGAUUUGAUAAUUUAAGAACAUGGGGUGGGGAUCCGGCGCCGGAGGAGCCAUGAAAGAAGAAGAGGAGAUUAACGGAGAGCAUCAUACACUCCAAACACCGCCGGCGGGGAAGUUCCGAUUGAACUCACCAUUAGUUCAAGUAUGUCUCAUUGGAUUAGUAUGCUUCUGCUGCCCGGGCAUGUUCAACGCUCUCUCCGGCAUGGGCGGUGGCGGCCAAGUCAACCACGACGCCGCUAACAACGCUAACACCGCCCUUUACACCACCUUCGCCAUCUUCGGCGUCCUUGGCGGCGGCAUCUACAACGUCCUUGGUCCUCGCCUCACACUCCUCUCCGGUUGCUCCACUUACGUUCUCUACGCCGGAUCUUUCCUCUAUUACAACCACUACCAGCAUCAACUCUUCGCCAUCAUCGCCGGUGCCAUCCUCGGCAUCGGCGCAGGGCUUCUCUGGGCUGGACAAGGCGCUAUCAUGACAUCAUACCCUCCGGCGACUCGCAAAGGCACUUACAUCUCAAUUUUCUGGAGCAUCUUCAACAUGGGCGGCGUCAUCGGCGGGCUCAUCCCUUUCUCUCUCAACUACAACCGGACCACCGCCGUCUCCGUCAACGAUGGCACUUACAUCGCCUUCAUGGCUUUCAUGUUGGCCGGUGCUGUUCUCUCCUUGGCCAUCCUGCCACCGAGGCAAGUGGUCCGUGAUGAUGGUUCAAGGGCGACCAACGUGAAGUACUCGAGUGUGAGCAAAGAGUCAGUUGAAAUCCUGAAACUGUUCACAAACUGGAAGAUGCUUCUGAUGGUGCCGGCGUCAUGGGCUAGUAACUUCUUUUAUAGCUACCAAUUCAACAAUGUCAAUGGAUUACUGUUCAACCUCAGGACUAGUGGUCUUAACAAUGUUUUCUAUUGGGGUGCUCAGAUGAUUGGUUCUGCUUCCAUUGGUUAUGUUCUUGAUUUCUCAUUCAAGAGGAGGAGGGUCAGAGGUUUUGUUGGGAUUGGUUUGGUGGCUUUGCUUUCCACUGGGAUUUGGGCUGGUGGUCUUGCCAACCAGUUGAGGUACAAGGAUGGUAAUUGGCCGGAUAAGCUUGAUUUCAAAACCUCUGGUUCUAAGUAUGCUGGUCCUUUUGUUCUCUACUUUUUUUAUGGAUUCUUAGAUGCCAUCUUUCAGACCCUUUGUUAUUGGGUCAUUGGAGCACUUGCCAAUGAUUCUGAGACACUCAGCAGGUAUAGUGGGUUUUAUAAGGGUGUGCAGAGUGCUGGAGCUGCAGUGGCUUGGCAAGUGGAUACGCAUAAAGUUCAUCUGGUGACUCAAUUGGUGGUGAAUUGGUGUCUUACCACAGUGAGUUAUCCUUUGUUGGUUCUGCUUGUGAUUUUGGCUGUGAAGGAUGAGGAUACUGCUGUUGUUGCUGGUAAGGAUGAAGAGAAGCAGCCUGUGCCUGCUGCUAAACCAUCUGGUGAUGCUUCUUCUUUAACUGUAGACCCUGCCAAUUAACAAGGUCUUUAAGCCUGUCUCUUCACUUUAGUUAUUGUUCCAUUUGAUCCCUCGUUAAUAAUCUUAUAUGUGGAAUUGCAAUUAUUAUAACACCAUGAAAUGUAUUUAAGUAUAUAUAUAUAUAUAUAUAUUUCUUUUUUUCUGUUAUUGUGUUGGUUCUGGUGAAAAUAUGAAAUAUUCUUGACUCAAAUUGAGAAAGAAACAAGUAAUUGGAGUUACUAGCUUA
Messenger RNA from Dioscorea cayenensis subsp. rotundata (Guinea yam), 1841 nucleotides. Its product is annotated as UNC93-like protein 1. Lineage: Eukaryota; Viridiplantae; Streptophyta; Magnoliopsida; Dioscoreales; Dioscoreaceae. The record is from RefSeq and is a predicted model, not a curated record. The transcript has 2 exons. Bases 152 to 1615 code for a protein of 487 amino acids.